GUUCUGAGGGUGUUGGUCCCGCACGCUUCUCAUUUUUAAUCGUAGAAUUGGAUUCAUAUUGAGCCCAACCGAGUUUCCUAUAAAUACGAAUCGGAACCCGAAGAUACCAAAGAGUGCCGAGCCGCAAGCUUCUAUAAGAGGGGAGAACCGGCAGUUCUAAAAGCGAAAAGUGCAUUCCGAUUUUCGCUGUGUCUGCACGAGUAGUACGCGCGUCCACGAGAGGAUUCAUACCGGGUGGUACUAGAAAAGUGUGACGCUUUAAUUUGUUCAAGUGAUAUCAGUGAUCUGAGAAAGUUUUAAGGAGCCGAAAACAGUAAAGUUUCAGAUGGCGCCACCCAAUCUAGACCCAACCAGCAGUACCGCCAACGUGUACGCGGUACUACCUGGGGCGGAGUCCCGCCAGAUCGAAAGGGCGCACGACGCCGAAAUUGGAGCUACUGAGAUGGACAAGCUGGUGGAGAGCGAAAUUUGCAAGGCGCGCGAACUGACGCUCAACAUCAAAGAAACGGAGGACGUUUGUUCGGACGACAUCGAUGUGGCGGUGCCGCCCGACGGCGGCUGGGGCUGGGUGAUCGUCUUCGCCUCCUUCAUGUGCAACCUGGUGGUGGACGGUAUCAUUUUCUCCUACGGCACGUUCCUAGAGGGCAUCGCCUCCGAGUUUGGGGUGACCCGCGCCCAGGCCGCCCUGGUCGGGUCGAUGAUGUCCGGGUUCUACUUGAUCGUGGGCCCCUUUGCCAGCGCCAUCGCCAACAAGUUCGGGUUCCGACUGGUGGCGGUGGUGGGCGCCCUUGUGGGUGCCGCGGCCUUUGUAGUCUCGUCCUUUGCCAGCAGCGUCGAGUUCCUGUGCGUCACCUAUGGGCUGAUUGGCGGAAUCGGAUUCGGGUUCAUCUAUGUUCCUUCGGUGAUCACCGUGGGCUUCUACUUCGAGAAGUGGCGCGCUCUGGCCACUGGCGUCGGCGUCUGCGGAUCCGGGAUCGGCACCUUCCUGUUCGCCCCCAUGAGCAAGCUGCUGAUCGACUCGAUGGGUUGGCGCCACGCUCUCCUAGUCCAGAGUGCCAUUGUGCUGAGUUGCGCGUUCUUCGGGAUGCUGUUCAGACCGCUGAAGCCCACCAAGCUGAAGGCGCUGGACGAGGAAGAGCCGGAGCUGGUGAUGGACGCUUCACUCCUACCAGCCGCCACAGUGCUGCAGAUGGAGGCAGCGUUGAAGUACAUGCCAAAGCACGACCACCAGAGUUCCAUUUCGCGGGUGUUCGCCUCGCACCACAAUCCGGAGCGGCUGCACUUAUCCGACGUGUACCACACCAUUGGCGUGCCGGCGAGGGCGCCGUUCCGAGCUCAAUUGAAGGAGAAAAGACUGAGCGCGCCCUUUGUCCUACUGAGCGAGCGGCCGAAGAAAUGCGAGGAAAUGCACCGGCCGCUCUAUCGGGACGACAUAUUUUUCGGGCAGAGCCUGGGGCGUCUGCCCCAGUACACCUCCCACACCUCGGUGCAAUACAAUUUGGCAGUCACGCGGCUGCCCACCAAGCAGGACAUCCUGGAGGAGAAGACGCACUCGUGCCGGCUGUACCCGGAGGCGGUGAAACGGGCCUUGGCCACUCUGCUCGACUUCAGCCUGCUCAGAAGCCCCACCUUUCUGAUCCUGGCCGUGGGCGGCUUCUUCACCAUGAUGGGAUUUUACGUGCCUUUUAUGUACCUGGUGGACCGCGCUGCCGACCACAUGCCUAAACAGACGGCCGUCUUGCUCAUCUCCUCCGUGGGCAUUGCGAACACGUUGGGCCGCGUGCUCUGUGGCGUGCUCAGCUCCUUCCCGUCGGUGAACGCGCUGUUUGUCACCAAUGCGGCGCUCACUAUCGGGGGAAUUGCCACCAUAGUGAGCGGCGCCUCCCUGUCCCAAGAGUACCAGUUCCUAUACACCGUCAUCUUCGGAUUGGCCAUUUCCUGCUUUGCCUCGCUGCGGUCGAUCAUCGUGGUGGAUUUGCUGGGCCUGGAGCGGCUCACCAACGCCUUCGGGCUGCUGCUCCUAUUCCAGGGCGUGGCAGCGAUGAUAGGCGCCCCGUUGGCGGGCGCUUUCACCGAUUUGACGGGCAGCUUUGACGCCACCUUCUACCUCUCGGGCAGCAUGAUCCUGAUCUCGGCUCUGAUGUGCUACCCGCUCGGUUGGGUGAACCGCUGGGAGCGAAGGCGCAAGCUGGAAGAUGCCUAGAGCCUACAAUGUGAUAGGUGCAAGCCGUAACAGGGUAGAUCAGUACAAAUUGUAGGGAGCGAGAGCGCAUUACGGCGCUGUUCAGUAGCCGCCCACCAGACCAUUUGCAGCUCUUGAAGGCCGAUUUAUAGACAAGACAUGGUUGUUGCAGUUGCGCAGCGCACUAUAACACUAACACUCACCAAUUCCAGCUCAACACAGUGUUACG
Molecule: messenger RNA, 2411 nt
Organism: Dendroctonus ponderosae (mountain pine beetle)
Lineage: Eukaryota; Metazoa; Arthropoda; Insecta; Coleoptera; Curculionidae
Product: monocarboxylate transporter 7
Exons: 5
Coding region: 326-2203 (625 amino acids)
Biological process (GO): monocarboxylic acid transport; transmembrane transport
Molecular function (GO): monocarboxylic acid transmembrane transporter activity
Source: RefSeq, a predicted model, not a curated record